Aureobasidium namibiae CBS 147.97 is the source of this 534-nucleotide messenger RNA. Its product is annotated as rhodanese domain-containing protein. The transcript is spliced from 2 exons. The record is from RefSeq and is a predicted model, not a curated record. Lineage: Eukaryota; Fungi; Ascomycota; Dothideomycetes; Dothideales; Saccotheciaceae. Gene Ontology annotation, molecular function: thiosulfate-cyanide sulfurtransferase activity. Bases 1 to 534 code for a protein of 177 amino acids. Gene Ontology annotation, cellular component: mitochondrion.
AUGUCGCUAAAGAGAGUCAGCACACUUGCUGCAAGAGCAGCCAUCGCAUCAUCACGACCCACCAGAUUCCAGGCCUCAGGUCUGUUGCGACCAACAGCGAAGCUCCAAUCCACAAUCCAGCGACCAGCAACAUGUCUCGUACAUCAACGCUUCCACUCGACUGAGGGCAAACCCGACAACAAAGUCUGGAACUUCGACUCCGUCAAACAGCUCACCGAAUCGCCGGACCCAACUCGCGUCCUCAUCGAUGUCCGCGAACCCGCAGAAUACGCCGCCGGCUACAUCCCCACCGCCAUCAACAUCCCCGUCGGCUCUGCGCCCGACGCACUCUUCAUGCCCGCCCACGAGUUUGAGGAUAAGUUUGGCUUUGAGAAGCCCACUGCAGAUCAAGAGUUGGUGUUUUAUUGCAAAGCUGGAGUUAGGAGUUCUGCGGCGGCUGGGUUGGCUAGGCAGGUGGGUUACAGCAAAGUGGGAGAGUAUAGGGGUAGUUGGUUGGAGUGGAGUAAGAAUGGCGGGAAGGCGGAGUAUGAUUGA